Molecule: messenger RNA, 795 nt
Organism: Colletotrichum godetiae
Lineage: Eukaryota; Fungi; Ascomycota; Sordariomycetes; Glomerellales; Glomerellaceae
Product: thioredoxin-like protein
Exons: 2
Coding region: 1-795 (264 amino acids)
Biological process (GO): cellular response to oxidative stress; cell redox homeostasis
Cellular component (GO): cytoplasm
Molecular function (GO): thioredoxin peroxidase activity
Source: RefSeq, a predicted model, not a curated record
AUGCCUGUCGAGCUUCGCAAGCGCAAGGCCCCCGAGCCUGCUCCGGCUCCGGCGCCCAAGAAGGCCUCGUCCAAGGUCGCUAAGGCGGCCGAGAAGGUCAAGGGCGCCGUCAAGGGCAAGGCCGAGAAGCCGGCCGAGAAACCCGUUGAAAAGGUUGCCGAGAAGCCCGUUGAGAAGCCCGCCGCUGCCAAUGGCUCUGGCAAGAAGGUCAAGGCGACUAAGGGCGAGACAAUUGACCUCGACGGCUUCGGCGGCGACAUUGAGACCAACGAUGGCGAGAAGACGACCCUCAAGGAGCUCGUCGACAAGAGCAAGGCCGGUGUCGUCCUCUUCACCUACCCGAAAGCCUCGACUCCCGGAUGCACCAAGCAAGCUUGCCUCUUCAGAGACUCGUACGAGCCGCUCACCAAGACGGGUUUCGCCAUCUACGGCCUGUCCAUGGACUCGCCCAAGGCUAAUACCACCUUCAAGGAGAAGCAGAAGCUGCCUUAUCCGCUGCUCUGCGACCCCAAGGCCACCCUGAUUGCUGCCAUUGGCUUGAAGAAGCCGCCCAAGAGCACUCAGCGCGGCGUCUUUGUCGUCGACAAGGCCGGCAAGGUACUCAUCGCCGAGCCCGGCAGCCCCGCGGGCACCGUCGAUGUUGUCACGGCGCUGAUUGAGGGCGGCGAUGUUGACGGUGCCGAAGAGGCCGCGACCGAGGCCCCUGCUGCCGAUGCCAAGGAGGAAGAGGAUGCGGCCAACGGAGAGACCAAGGCUGACGAGGAGAAGAAGGAGGAUGAGAAGAAGGACGAGUAA